AUGGCGGCGCCAGAAACAACCAAACUUAAAUGUCACACUCAAGGCUCGCACGAUUCCUUCAGCUACAGCCUCACGCCGGAGGAAGAGCUGGGUCCGGACGCCCCUGGACUCGUGUCUGCCCUGAACAGCUGCUGCCCUUGCCUCGCCCGCCCCGCCAUCCUCCGCUGGUCAGUGACGCAGAGAGCGACCACAACGCAGCAGCUGAAACACGGCGUCAGGUACUUCGACAUCCGCGUCGCUGUGAGAAACGGCAGAUUCUACUUCGUCCACGGGCUCUUUGGCGACGACCUCGAGCCCUUGCUCUCGGAGAUCCGGCACUUCCUGGUGAAGCACCCCGGGGAAGUGGUGUUCCUCGACUUCCAGCAUCUCCACGGCCUGGCCAACACCGACCACGCUUCUCUCGUCACUCUCCUGAGAAACACUUUCUCGGAGCUCAUCUGCCCCUUCUUCCACCAGCUGAACCACCUGUCUCUGGCUUACCUGGCGCGUUUCAAGUACCAGGUCCUCGUCUUCUACCGACACCAGGAGACGAUGCAAGCGAUCCCGUGGCUCUGGUCUGGCUCGUCCCUGCCCAACCCUUGGCCCAACACCACCUCCGUCGCCGCCAUGUUCUCCUUCCUCGAGGCUCAGAUCCAGGAGAGGAACCCCGACGCCUUCUUCGUCACGCAGUUAGUAGUUCUUAGUUCUGCGUCACCAUGUACUUUACAACGCGCCUCCCCCUCCAGGUGCGUCCUCACGCCGUCAGGGAGGUACCUGGCGCGCCACUUUUCCGGGCAGCUGGAGAGCAUGGCCGCCCCGUGCAACAAGGCCCUGCCGGACUGGCUGGCGCAGCUGCCCGUCGGCGUCCGCGGCCCCAACAUCGUCAUGACCGACUUCGUGGAGCACGACGAGUGGGCGGUGCCUCGGGCCAUCGUCAGGAGGAACGCCUUCAACGACCUGCUGCCGUCGCGCCCCGUCAGGUUUUAAGCGUCGGUUCAGCCUCGUGAGGUUUCGGGUUAGUUUCAAGAGUCGGGCUCGGAGUUCAGGCGUCGUUCCGCUCAGCCAAGUCGCCGUUCGAUGUCCGUUUCUCGCGUCGCGUGACAAUCGGACGAGGCCAUUAAACGGGUGUUUGGCAUUCCAAGUGAUGUGUGGUCCUUGUCGCGAUGUGCAAUGCGGCAUUCUUAUCUGCAGAUGUUGCAGCGGUGAAGACGAAUGUGCAAUAAGAACGGAAUAAAGUACAAAACAGAGAACACAAAGACUAGAAUUGAUCUCGAACUAGUUGUUUUUAUAUAAAAACAAACAAAAGGACAAGAAAAGCUACUCAUGAAGUGACAAAUGAAAACUCCCUUCAUUGGUAACAGGCAAGCGCGUACUCGAUAAAGGAAGAUAAUGAGAGAGUACGUACCUUUGGCUUUGAACUUUGUCUUUGAUGCAUUUAUUCCAUUUAGGUCGCAGGACUUGCAUUGAAAGCUGCCUUAUCAUGUUCAUUAUUUAGUGAUGUGUUAGUCUCCCGCCCUCGAACCCUUUCAUGAAAUCACUCCAUUCGGUCGUCUUAGUCAGAUUGUAUCUAGUCCCAGACUGAAAGCGCUGUGCCAACUCAGUAGGUUAACUAGACAUUUGGUAACGAAAAUAAAGUACACUGUAAUUAGGACUAUUUCGUUUAUGUUUGGUGGUAGCGGUAGUUGGUAGCUGUGUUGAACGAAAGAACACAGAUUGAUGAAGACUGAGCGUUUAGAAAAGGGUAGAAGGUUUUAAUUACGAACUGUCUACGUAUACGUUGUACUAAAAUGAUUUCGUAUAUAUUCUGAAUACAAGAACUGAAGGUGUAUUCGCUAUAAAAGCUGCACAGAUGCAAAUAUCUCUGUGAUGUAUAUGGUCUGCAGUGCACUUUUAUCAAUCAUGUCUC
Molecule: messenger RNA, 1885 nt
Organism: Penaeus vannamei (Pacific white shrimp)
Lineage: Eukaryota; Metazoa; Arthropoda; Malacostraca; Decapoda; Penaeidae
Source: RefSeq, a predicted model, not a curated record